Molecule: messenger RNA, 1218 nt
Organism: Helicoverpa zea (corn earworm)
Lineage: Eukaryota; Metazoa; Arthropoda; Insecta; Lepidoptera; Noctuidae
Exons: 3
Coding region: 1-1218 (405 amino acids)
Source: RefSeq, a predicted model, not a curated record
AUGUCGCUGUCGGCGCGCUCGUCGUCGGGCUCGUGGUCGCGAGCCGGCGGCGCGCCGCCCGACAUCAUCGACCUCGACAAGUUCAUGCGCGGCGCCGUGCGGCCCCCGCGCCCCGAGCCCGCGCUGCGCUGCGACCAGCUCGUGGUGGACGCGGGCGGCUUCGGGCGCAAGCAACCGCCGCCGCCGCCCGCCGCGCCCCUCCCCGCGCCCUCGCGCGCGUCCAGCAGUAGCGGCAGCCGCCCGCCGCCGCACGCCAAGCGCUUCUCGCACGACUCCGGCCUGUCGGACGGCAGCUACGCGCGCCGCAAGACGCGGGCGGCGCGGCGCGGCGCGGGCGAGGCGCGGCGCGGCGCGGGCGAGGCGCGGCCGCCGCCCGACAACGCCUCGCUGCGCGCCUUCCGCGCCGUGUGCGAGCGCGCGCUGCUGGACCAGCAGGCGCAGAUCGCGCGCGUGGCGGCGCUGUGCGAGCGCCUGUCCGAGCGCCCCCCGCGCCCGCCCCGCGCGCCCCCGCCCUCGCCCGACACCCGCGACGUGUCCUCCUCCAGCCGCAGCACGCGCGACCAGCGCCGCAAGGACAAGCACCGGACGGAGGAGUGCAAGACGUACAAGAUCAUCAUGAACAAGCUAGACGAGCUGAACCGUCUGUUCGCGGCACGCGCGCGCUCCCCCGCCGCCCCGCCCGCGCCCCGCGCGCCGCCCCCGCGCCGCGCCGCGCCCUCCUCCGUGUCGGUGUCGGUGUCGGACAAGGUGGUGGCCACGGAGCCCGAGCGCGCUGCGCAGACGGCGCGGGCGGGCUCGGGCAGCGCGCGGCUGUCGGCGCUGCGCGCGGUGACGCACGCGUGCGCGCUGGACAUCCCGCCGCGCGACCCGCCGCUGCGCUACAACGUGGCCACGGAGAGCGUGCUGCAGGCCGACUCCCGCGUGCCCUCCAGCGCCGGCGACCCGCGCUGCGGCUUCGACCUCGACGACCCCGUGCAUUUGUACUCGCAAGCGAAACGCCUGCAAGCGCUGCCGGCGGCGACGCGGCGCGCGCGCAGCGUGGAGACGGCGGAGCGGCGCGGGGCGGCGGGCGGGGCGGCGGGCGGGGCGCGGGGCGGCGGGGGGCGGGCGGCGGGGGGGCGCGGCUCGCUGUGCGCGCUGUGUCGCGGCUACUGGCGCGCGCUCACGCAUUACCUCGCCGCGCAGAUCUUCUGCUACCCCGAGACCGCCUGCGUCUAG